CCCAGAUUCCCUUCUUUCCCCUCGCGUCCCUCUCAAGUCGGUGAUGGCAACCAGCGCGCUGAGGGCCCAAGUUGCAAACAAGUGGCAAGAAGCGUUCAAUCGACUGAAUCGCUCGGAGGCUGGGAUCUCCGGCCUUCUUUCAUACACCCAGGCCUGGAAGACUGCCACCGACUAUCUAUAUCCUCGAGACAUAGACGAUCCAAAUGACGCGAGAGAUAUCAGUCCUGCAGACAUUAAGAACGCAUUCGACGUGAUAAACCAGAGUCGAAGGUUACCCAUAAUGUUGGAAACAUUUCUUGAGCAUAUCUGCCAACGAUUCUAUCUAGUUUCCAGGGAGGUGGACAAUUUUUUGUCGGAGUACGAGGACACCGAAGACACGGAUACAAUACUUCGAUUGGUCUUCCGUCUAGUGGACUGGUAUCGCGCAUGGAUUCCGAUCGACGAGCUUGGUCCUACAAUACAUAGCGCGUUUGUGCUUACUUUUCAAACUCAACUGUUCGCGGUCCUUCCGCCAAUCUUCGUGAGCGGCUUCAAAGCCCUUUGCGCAUCAAGUCUCGUGCCUGUCCCCAAGUCAGCCCCCAAGAUGUGGGAGGCAUUCGAGGUGCUGGGUUUGACGGAUCGGUACGAAGGCAUCAUCGCGAGUGUCGGAUACGAGCGGAUAGAGCAAUAUGUGCACGAAACCUGCACAGGUAAGUGGGAUACACCUUGUCUAGAGCCGCUGCGCGCGUGGAUGAGGGCCCACAUCGUGCCUUGGAUGUUGCCGAUGUAUGCGAAGGGGGCAGUCACAUCGGAAGACGCGAGAGGGAUGUUACAAAAUGUUGGGUCGCGUUUCGAUUUCCAUAUGAAUAAAACACUUUGCGAUCUACGAACCACUGAGAUAUUCGACAUCAUCAUCGACUUUCCGGACUCGAUGGGUGCGCUGCAAGACUUGAAGGAGUGUCUCCAGCGCGUGGAUCAGCGUGCAGCCCUCGUACAAGAACUAAGACGAUCAAAUCGAAAACGGCUCCUCCACCCAGGUGCAGACACCAAGCUCAUCCUCUCUCAAUAUGUCGCAACGAUCAAAUGUUUGCGGAUAAUAGACCCACCCGGGGUACUACUGUUCAAAGUCGCAGAUCCAAUCCGACGCUAUCUCAGAGAACGACCAGACACGAUUCGUAGCAUUGUGGCCAAUCUCGUCGGCGACGAUGACAGCGGAGAUUCGUUGGUGGAUGAGAACGAUCCUAUUGUGCCAUUGCAGACGCAAAUGGAGGACUUCAACGAUGCAAACUGGGAACCCGAACCCAUUGAUGCGGGACCUGACUUCAGAACAAACAAGCCGAAUGAUGUGCUCAGUACUCUUGUCAGCAUCUACGACUCGAAAGAUCUGUUCGUCAAGGAACUUCAGGUCCUGCUCGCGCAACGCUUGCUAGCAAUCAGAGAAGACUUCGACAAGGUUGAAAAGGAGCGCCGCAAUGUCGAGAUUCUCAAGAUCCGUUUCGGGGAGGCCGCCCUCCAAGUUUGCGAGGUCAUGCUGAGGGAUAUGACCGAUUCAAAGCGAAUAGACGGGCAUGUUCAAACUAAAAAUGCGGUGCGAUUUAUUCAAAAGAGAAAACCCGACUUUCCGUUUGCCCUGACGUCGAACAUUGUGUAGUCCAUUGUUCACCCGACAAUCAUUUCUCGGCACUUCUGGCCGUCUUUGGACUCGGCGGAAAUCGUGAUGCCAGGGCAAUUCCAAGCCUUACAGAAGCAGUAUUCCAAAGAUUUCUCGCUGUUCAAGCCAGACAAGAAACUGCAAUGGUUUCCGCACCUAGGCACGGUUGAUUUGGUCCUAGAAUUGCAGGAUCGCACUGUCACCAAGAGUGUUCCACCCCUUGAAGCUGCUUUCAUUGAACUGUUUUCUCAGAAGAAUGUCUGGACCAUGGACGAGCUGAUCCACGGUGUAGGCAAUGUUGAUAGAACAGCUGCACUGAAGGCGUUGAUCACUUGGAUUGAUGAAGGAGUUCUGAAAGAAGAUGAGGAAAACACUUUUAGAUUGCUGGAGAUCCAGGAGGAAGCAGGUCCAGCCCGUUCAGCUUUGGUGGUAGAGGAAGCACCAGCUAUGACUCCAGCCCAACAACAGCAAGCAGAAAAAAUGCGUGUUCAUUGGAAGUUCAUUGAAGGGAUGCUUACCAAUCUGGGUUCUCUUCCUUUGGAUCGGAUACAGCAAAUGCUCAAAUUUGUGCCUGGAUAUGACCAAAAUUCUGAGCAGCUUGCAGGCUUCAUGGAAGCUGCCCGUUGUGAGGGGCUUGUUGUUGGGCGAGAUGGAAUGUGGUCACUAAACAAAUGAAUUUGCAAGGUUUAGAUGUUAAUGUACUACAAUUCUUAUUUCAUUGAUUCU
Molecule: messenger RNA, 2356 nt
Organism: Mycena citricolor
Lineage: Eukaryota; Fungi; Basidiomycota; Agaricomycetes; Agaricales; Mycenaceae
Source: the annotation of a GenBank genome assembly